Messenger RNA from Camelina sativa (false flax), 1121 nucleotides. Its product is annotated as putative F-box/LRR-repeat protein At4g00320. The record is from RefSeq and is a predicted model, not a curated record. Lineage: Eukaryota; Viridiplantae; Streptophyta; Magnoliopsida; Brassicales; Brassicaceae.
UCUUUCAAAGCUUCUUGAAGCAACCAGCCGUAUAAAUCACGAGAGUCAGGGAUAUUUAGCUCCAUCUGACCACCACCAACAGCCAUCAUCAUUUCUUUGAAACAUGGUUGAGCACGUUGGUUUCUUGUGGCAGCAAAUUCAAGCACUUGGCGGCCUUAUCACCUUCCGUUAUCAUCAAAAAGCCUUACAAACAGAGCACAAUGACCAGUUACAAACUCAAACUCGCUUACAAGGACAUCUGGCGAUAUUGCAAAGGACAAGAUUAAUGUAACAAGACUUCUCACGGGAAUAUGCAAUGUUAUGAUUCUCUACUUGUCUUAUGCCACCCUCAAGGUACUUGGUCUCUGCCGUGUAACAAUGCCGGUAUUCGAGAACCUGAUUCAGUUAACUAUUAAGACUGCACUAGAUGUAGGAUGGGGACCAUUGCUACCUCUACUCAACAAUUGUCGAAAUCUACAAACUCUUGUCUUCGAGGGACUGCAUCACAAAUAUGCAGUUAAAUGUUCGGACGACGAAGAGGAAGAAUGUGACUGCAAAUAUCAAGAUGAAUUAUGGGUGGAAGAGGUUGUUGAUACUUGUCUAUCAUCAAGCCCGGUGAAGGUUAUAAAGAUAUUUAACUUUGGUGAAACUCCUUAUCGGGAAGAAGACACAGAGGACCAGAUAAAGCAGGUCAUGCAAUUCCUAACGACAAUGCCGGAACUCGAACAAGUGAUAUUGUACUACGAUUCACCAGAAGAUGACGAUUUGAUGAAACUAUACAAGGACCUUUGCGAGCUUCCUACUGUGGCAUCAGCCAAUUGUGAGGUCCGGCUAAUCUUCCCCAACUUAUCAACUACUAUCUCCCCAUUAGAAAGGGUAAUCUUCUUUAGGAAUAUCCUUUUAUGGUUUCUUAGCCAUGGACAUGUUUCAGGCAAUCAGGCUACAAGUUUGCAUAGCUUCUGAAAAAACUCUAAAACUCUGUUUCUGCCGUGUGCUUCUUUCUUUUUCUUUAUUGGCUUUUGUAUUCCCUUUUUAAAGACUUGUUAUUGCUUUCCCCUUUUGUCGACUGAGAAUGUUUAAUAUCUUUUAUUUGUCUCUCUUCUUCUUAUCUAUUGAAUAAGGCUGGUGGUCAUUGUUGUCUU